Molecule: messenger RNA, 3513 nt
Organism: Triticum dicoccoides
Lineage: Eukaryota; Viridiplantae; Streptophyta; Magnoliopsida; Poales; Poaceae
Product: F-box protein At3g07870-like
Exons: 2
Coding region: 186-1412 (408 amino acids)
Molecular function (GO): protein binding
Source: RefSeq, a predicted model, not a curated record
UUCCCGCACCGCAGCGUCUCCAUCCCCACUUUCUUGUUCCAACGGCCGAAAGGGGAUGGUGUUCUCGAGUUCUUGAGCGGGUCGACUCCGCGGCGAGAGAGACCAAGGGAAAUCGAAGAACAGGCACCGUCAGAACUCAGAAGGUUCGCGAACCCCUCCGACCUCGCCCCCUCCCGUCCCGUCCCAUGGCGACGAGGGAGACCGAGCGAGGCUCCUCCGGCGGCCUCCCCGAGGACAUGAUCCCGGAGAUCCUCGCCCGCCUGCCGCCCAAGCACCUCCUCCGCUCCCGCGCCGCCUGCAAGGCCUGGCGCAACCUCGCCACCGACCCCGCCUUCAUCGGCAGGCACCACUCCUUCCAGCCACGGCAGCCCCUCGUCUUCACCUACGACGUCGGCGGCUGCCUCCAGGCCGUCGACCUCGCCACCAACAAGCGCCGGGCGGUCCUGCGGGUUAUCCAGAGGGUGCCCGUGUCCCGCCCCUUCGCCGACGACGGCCGCGGCGCACUCAUGGUCCACGGCUCGUGCAACGGCCUGCUCCUCCUCAGCUUCCACAGGUCCUUCUUCGUCUGCAACCCUGCGACGCGCCAAGGCGCUCGCCUGCCGCUGCUGCUUCAGGAUGGCCGACAUGUCGUGGGGUUCUACCAGCACGCCGCUUCCGGGGAGUACCGGGUGCUGUACCACGAGGCUGAGCGCCUGGGCCUCCAGAGCCGGCACUCCUACUACGUCCUCACGGUGGGAUCCCCGCAGGCCAGGAGCAUCGACCUUCGCACGUCGUCGGCUGAAGUGGGCGCUGGGCUGAUGAGAGGGCUGGAGAGCUCUCGCACAUCGCCGCCCGUCCUUCUCAAUGGCAGCCUGCACUGGUCGCCGCAACAGAGCCAAGGGGGCGACAUACUGGUGUUCGACCAAGCUGCUGAGUCAUUCAGGCGGAUCUCUCCUCCCGCGGGGGCGAGCCUGACCAAGGACGACCACACGCAGCUGUUUGAGAUGGAGGGCAAGCUUGCCAUGUUCUGCUCGCCCCAAUUCGCAAAGAACAUGGCGGUUUGGUUCAUGGAUGACUACAAGGAGAUGCGCUGGGUCUGGAAGUACUGGGUUAAGCUGUCCUUCAAGCUUGCUUAUCAACCUAUACCGUUGCCACUUUGUCCGAUUGUCCUGUAUCAAGAGGGGGAUAUGCUGGUGUCCGAGGAAGUCUCUGACAAGGUGUUGCAUUGUGAUAAGACAGGUAAAUCGCAGGGGCCUGUUGACUGCUCUGCUGGGGGCACCAGAGUUACUCCACAUAUGCUCAAAGAAAGCCUUGUCCUCCAUGAGUUCCUUCAGAUGCAGCGGAAUGAUGGUGCCUGUGAAUGGUUCUCCGAGGUCGAGUUCGCUGAUGGCUCGGAUACUGCAAUCUCUGGUGAUGAAACUCAAACUGAUUAACUUCUUCUAAUCAGUUUGACCUAUUUGAACAGUUUGUCCCAUUCAUGAUUCGCGCAGUGGUGACAGAGGUUCACAGAUAUUGAGUGAUUCCUUCUUUCUCUUUUAAUAUGACAGCAGGGGUUUCUUGUAGUCUGUGCAAUUAUCUCGUGUUAUGUCUCAGUACAAGGUAUGUUGGAUAUUGCAUGUUUUCCAUAACAUGGAUUUUGAACGAAUUGCAUGUGUUCUAAACAUGAUUUCGAAUGGCUUGGGCAUCAUAUCGGAUGAUAUACCUGCAGGUCAUGAUUGCUGUUAUCGAACUUGUUUGUGUUACGGAAUACAGAUACCAUUGCUAUGUACUGUUUUCACUGCUGGAAUUUAGGGUAUCAUCAUUAUGCUCUGAAGUUUUUUUUUAGUGGUUGCAGUUGUAGAUUUUGAUCUGGAGCCAAUGCUACUAUGUUGUUUUUGUACCAUUGUUGAGGUGAUUGUUUUAUAAGCUGCUCCUAAUUUUGUCUACUGUUAGAGUUACAUUCAGAGAAAUGCAGAUAUGCAUCUUCGGGAUUACAUGUUGGUGAUUCAUCUUCUAUAUUUCUGAAUUUUUGUCUGGUGAGUUAUCUUGCUGAUGUUUGCACCAGAUUCAUUCAUGCUUUGUUGGCAUCAUAGGCAUUGUAGAAAACUGAACACUGUCAUGCAUGAAAAUUGUGUUGUAUGAAAAGAUUUUAGGCAUGUUGACUGCAAUAGACAAAAGAACAUUAGUUAUGGUAGUAUUUACUUACAGCUGAGAACAUAGGAGUAUUAUAUUAUGUUCAAUGAUCAGUAGCUUAGUGCUGGAUUUGGAGAAAGGUAGCUAUAUGCCUAUACAUUUUGAAGUGAUGCCCAAUGUUGAACUUAAAAUGUUGCUUACAUAAUGCUAUGCAUCUUCACACCAUUGAUGUAGUGACUAGUUACAGUGGAGUGAAACUGUGGCAGUGUUACUUACCAUGACUAGUAUUCAUACACUGGAAUAUGGAGUUGUUAUCUUAAACUAUAACUCCUUGGACUCAAAUCUGAACACAUUUUUGGGAAAUGAUGAUGGUGACUUUUAGUAUAUUGCGCUUGUUUAGAGUCAUUGAGUUGAAAUACGGAUUUGACAUGAGGGAAGCCAGUGGCCAACUCUUCCAGCAGAGCGCAUGAACGAUGUUGAUUCCUUCUUUCUCUUUUAAUACGACAACAUGGGUUCCUAAUAGUCUGUGCAGUUAUCCUCUAUUAUGUUUCAGUACACUGGAUGUUGGAAAUUGCAAAAUUUUCGUUGCAUGAAUUGUGAACCAAUUGCAUGUGUUCUGGACAUGAUUUCGAAAGGCUUGUGCAUCAUAUUGGAUGAUAUGCCUGCAGGGAUUGCUUUUAUCGAACUUGUUUCUGAUAUGAAAAGAUUCUAGGUAUGUUGACUGCAAUAUCCAAAAGAACAUUAGUUAUGGUACUCCCUCCGUCCGGAAAUACUUGUCGGACAAAUGAAUGAAAAUGGAUGUAUGUAAAACUAAAUUGCGUCUAGAUACAUCCGUUCCUCCGACAAGUAUUUUGGGACGGAGGGAGUAGUAUUUACUUGCAGCUUAGAAUAUAGUAAGUACUCCCUCCGUCCCAAAAUUCUUGUCUUAGAUUUGUCUAAAUACGGAUGGAUCAAGUCACGUUUUAGUAUUAGAUACAUUCGUAUCUAGACUAAUCUAAGACAAGAAUUUUGGGACGCAGGGAGUAUUAUAUAAUCAUUAUUGCUACGUACUGUUUUCAUUGCCGGAAUUUAGGGUAUCAUCAUUAUGCUCUGAAGAAUUUUUUUCAGUCGUGCAGUUGUAGAUUGUGAUCUGGAGCUGAUGCUACUAUGUUGUUUUUGUCCCAUUGUUGAGGUGAUUGUCCUAUAAGCUGCUCCUAAUUCUUGUCUACUGUUGGUGGCUCCUUCUUGACCACAUGUUGGUGAUUCAUCUUCUAUAGUUUUGAUAUUUUUUUGGUAUGCCGAGUUAUCUUGCUGAUGUUUGCACCAGAUUCAUUCAUGCUUUGUUGGCAUCAUAGGCAUUGUUGAAAACUGAACCUGUCAUGCGUGAAAGUUGUCUUGUAUGCAAAGAUUUCAGGCAUGUUGACUGCAAUUUGCAAAAGAACA